Psilocybe cubensis is the source of this 417-nucleotide messenger RNA. RefSeq lists its product as uncharacterized. The transcript has 4 exons. The record is from RefSeq and is a predicted model, not a curated record. Lineage: Eukaryota; Fungi; Basidiomycota; Agaricomycetes; Agaricales; Agrocybaceae. Bases 1 to 417 code for a protein of 138 amino acids.
AUGUUUUCAAAGUUCAACCUGAUCAAGGCCAUUGCCAUGACCAUUGCUUUGGCUGUCGGCACUCAGGCUGCCCCCAGCAAUGCUUCGCCUGCUUUGGUCGCACGCGACACAGAGGCAGCGUCGGUAGACGGGCACCUUUUCGUCUGCGUCAAUGCCCAAUUUGUCCCGCCAUGCAACAACUUCAAUUUCAAUGACGGACAAUGCAUCAACUUUGUUGCGCCUUUCCAGGACAGCAUCUCGAGCUUGGGACCUGACCCGGGGUUCACCUGCAUUGUCUUCAAGGACUCCAACUGCUCUGGAGAGAGCCUCGACGUCUCCAACCCCGGUAUUUCCGACCUUUCUCAGGGCACCGACCUCAACGACCAAAUCUCCUCUUUCCAAUGCUUCGCAAACUGCCUCAAACAUUUGUCGAAAUAA